Messenger RNA from Peronospora matthiolae, 606 nucleotides. NCBI's taxonomy places the organism in Eukaryota, Oomycota, Peronosporomycetes, Peronosporales, Peronosporaceae. The record is from the annotation of a GenBank genome assembly.
AUGAAGCCAUGGACGACCAUAUCGCCCGUGCUGCUGCUGCUGCUGUCGCUGCCAACGCUCACCCACGCGCACGAGAUCAGCGGCAUCGUGCACCCUCACGCGUCACCCACUGAGAAGGUCGCGCCUUUCCUCGUGCAACUCAACGGCGGCGAGCAGACGACGUUCGUGCGGUCCGACGGUCUCUUCCGGUUCCGCGACGUCGCUCCGGGUCACUACUUGGUGACGAUUCCGUCCACGGAGCUGCUCUUCAGCCAGUACCACGUGGACGUGGCGGCUGACGGACACGUCCAAGCGCUCGAGGCCAAGUACCUGGGCGCGCCGUUGACUGGAUGUGAGUAUCCGCUCGUGGUGGAGCCCGUGAAGGAGCUCGAGUACUUUGAACCGCGCGAGAAGUUCAACAUCCUUGGGCUGAUCAUGAACCCCUCGUUCUUGACGAUUAUCGUGCCCAUUGGGCUCUUGUACGUGCUGCCAAAGCUGACCGAGGGAAUGGACCCAGAAGAUGUGAAGAAGGCCCAAGAGGAGAUGGGAUCGACGGACCCGUCGUCGUUGUUGGCAGGAAUGCUCGGCGGCGGGCAGGCGAAUGCUGAAGACAGUGAUGAUGACUAG